GCAAAUCCGGCAACUGUAGAAUUAGUCCUAAUGGAAAUAUCAUCGGCCGGAGGACUUACCGAUCUGAACUGCUUGGCCGGUCACAGACAUAUGCAUUGGCAGUAACGUCUAGAUCAACCUAGCAGCGGUUUCAUUAACAGCAGCAAUGCAUGGUACAUGGAAGACUGUACCGUUCUCUUCAGCACGUCUUUCGCCUUAUGUCCCUCAAAAAUAUUGGCCGUACACUGAAUAUACCAUGGCUGCUGAGCCCUUUCAUAUUGUGAGCUACUACUCUCAAACCACUGUCUCGAGCCUCUCAGCUGUGUCUUUGUUCAAAAAAUGGUUAAUAGCAACGUUGCAGCCCUUCGCGGCAUACUUUUAGGUUACAAGAGCGCCUGGGCCUCUAAUCUUCGUUUGGAAACAGCUGUAAAAGAAU
Aspergillus uvarum CBS 121591 is the source of this 415-nucleotide messenger RNA. RefSeq lists its product as uncharacterized. The record is from RefSeq and is a predicted model, not a curated record. The coding region runs from base 146 to 361 and encodes 71 amino acids. The transcript has a single exon. Lineage: Eukaryota; Fungi; Ascomycota; Eurotiomycetes; Eurotiales; Aspergillaceae.